Molecule: messenger RNA, 1667 nt
Organism: Camelus dromedarius (Arabian camel)
Lineage: Eukaryota; Metazoa; Chordata; Mammalia; Artiodactyla; Camelidae
Gene: NECAB2
Product: N-terminal EF-hand calcium binding protein 2
Exons: 13
Coding region: 7-1191 (394 amino acids)
Biological process (GO): regulation of amyloid precursor protein biosynthetic process
Cellular component (GO): cytoplasm
Molecular function (GO): calcium ion binding
Source: RefSeq, a predicted model, not a curated record
GGCGCGAUGUGCGAGCGGGCGGCGCGCCUGUGCAGGGCCGGCGCGCACAGGCUGCUCCGGGAGCCGCCGCCGCAGGGCCGGGCGCUGGGCGGGCUACUGCGCUGGGUGGGCGCCAGGAUGGGCGAGCCCCGGGCGCCGCUGGCCCCCGACGCCCCCGCCGCCCCCGCUACGGACCCCGGCCCCGGCCCGGGCCCCGCCUCUUCGCGCGGGGGCACCUCUGUCAUCCUGGACAUUUUCCGCCGGGCAGACAAAAAUGAUGAUGGGAAGUUGUCCUUGGAGGAAUUCCAGCUCUUCUUUGCAGAUGGCGUCCUCAACGAGAAAGAACUGGAGGAUCUCUUCCACACAAUCGACUCUGACAACACCAACCACGUGGACACCAAGGAGCUGUGUGAUUACUUUGUGGACCACAUGGGGGACUAUGAGGACGUCUUGGCCUCCCUGGAGACCUUGAAUCACUCUGUCCUGAAGGCCAUGGGCUACACCAAGAAGGUGUAUGAAGGCGGGAGCAAUGUGGACCAGUUUGUGACACGCUUCCUCUUGAAGGAGACGGCCAGUCAGAUCCAGGCACUGCUGAGCUCGGUGGAGAGCGCCGUGGAGGCCAUCGAGGAGCAGACCAGCCAGAUCCGACACAACCACAGCAAACCCAGCCACAGCAUGGUGGAGACCUGGUCUGGGAGCCCCACAGCCCCCUAUGCCCCCAACCACAAGUUCAUGGCUGCAGAGCAAGGGAAGAGCUUUCCACCUGCCUCCUCAGACCCCAAGGAGGAGGGCCUGGAGGCCCAGGUCAGCCGACUGGCAGAGCUGAUAGGACGGCUGGAGAACAAGACACUUUGGUUUGACCUUCAGCAGCAUCUCUCUGAUGAAGAAGGCAUCAACAUGCAUCUGCAGCUGGUCCGCCAGGAGAUGGCCGUGUGCCCUGAGCACCUGGGCGAGUUCCUGGGCUCUCUGCGACAGUACUUGCGGCGCACCGCCGGAGCCAGGAACUGCUUUCACAUUGCAGCCGUGAGGCUGGCGGACGGCUUCACCUUCGUGGUGUAUGAGUUCUGGGAGACAGAGGAGGAGUGGAAGAGGCACCUGCAGAGCCCUGAGUGCAAGGCGUUCCGGCACGUCAAAGUGGACACACUGAGCCAGCCCGAGGCCCUCACCCGGAUCUCAGUGCCAGCUGCUUGGUGCACCCUGGGCCGCGACUGACCACCUCCCUGAGGCCCCGCAGGUGAGCCUGCCGCCGCCUUCCCUCUUCUGAAGGACGUCCACUCUUUUCUAGAAACUUGUAUACGAGCUGUCUUUUCCACAUACUUCCAAAUGAGAAUGUCUUUUCCCGCUGUCUGAAGCAAAGGAGAAGCCCUGCCCCUGUGGGCAGAGUGGCCUCGGAGCUGCUGGGGCCCUGCUGAAACCAAAGGGCGGUGGUGACAGCGACCGGAGGCUUCCUGGAGGCAGCCCCUGCCCCUCCCCCCUCAAAUGGCCACGCAUGCUUGGCCCCCCACACCCAACCCUGGCCUCAGCAGGACUCACCCUUCUCUCUCCCCUCCUGGUUGCCGUUCCUCUGCCUGUAGGAGCCGAGACCCCGUAGUGAACCUGGGCCUGGGCCGCGCCCGCAGGUGGCAGUAGACCCCCGUAGCCUGUGCCCUGCCCGGCAAAGAGCCACCUGGGCAGGAACCAAUAAAAUC